AAGUGCUUUAUUAAGGUAUGACAAAAAAAAAUGACACGAUACUCGGACUUCAGAAAAAUCAGAAUAACCAAACACCAAAGUUUGCUGAUCAUGCUCUAGUUUUUAUGUUGAGAGGGAUUGCUAAGAAGUGGAAACAGCCGUAUGCUUAUUAUUAUAGCACCAGCACUAUUCAAACAGUUGAUUUAGUCUCCUACUUGAAAUGUGUUGUCAGAAUUGUGAACAAAACUGGUCUUAAAAUUGUAGCAACUGUCUGUGACCAAGGAGGAACCAAUCGAGCUGCAAUCAAUUAUUUGAUGUCUGAAACUUGUAAAAAUUAUACAGAAUGUAAUAUGGAGAAAACAAAUUUAGGUUUUGAAAUUGAUGGCCAGGAAAUAAUACUAAUUUUUGAUCCUCCGCAUUUGUUAAAAUGUAUAAGAAACAAUUUAUUUAAUAAAGAUGUGGUUUUUGACAUGGAUGGUAACACUUAUACAGCGUCUUGGGAUCAUAUUGUUGCUAUGUACGAUUUCGAUAAGAAAAAUGAAGAAUUUGAACUUAGAACCCUUGUAAAAUUAAACGACAACCACAUUAACAUUGCCAGAAGCAAAAUGAAGGUUUUGAAUGCAGCACAAGUCUUCAGCCACAGAGUAGCUUCAACAAUGAAAUUAGUGUCUGAUAAUGGUAUGUGUAUUUGAUUGAUUUAUCUUUGUAUUGUUUAAGUUACUAAUAUUAUAGUAUAUUAUAUUAUAUGAACCUAUACCUUUUUAGCCCCUA
Myzus persicae (green peach aphid) is the source of this 750-nucleotide messenger RNA. RefSeq lists its product as uncharacterized. The record is from RefSeq and is a predicted model, not a curated record. The transcript has a single exon. NCBI's taxonomy places the organism in Eukaryota, Metazoa, Arthropoda, Insecta, Hemiptera, Aphididae. The coding region runs from base 18 to 671 and encodes 217 amino acids.